AUGAGGAGAGACCAGCUCCGCCCAAAAAACUAUGCAGAGGCCACAAAGGCGAGCAGGACGCUGGCGCUAAAGGCCGCAAUGCUCGACAAUGCGCGCACGUUUCGGUGCAACAGAAAAGAUUGGGGAGGCAGGAGAAAGAGAAGGAGGAAGGAAGCGGAGGAGGAGGAGGAGGAGGAAGGACGAGGCACGCCAGCCCAGAUGCACAUACGAGCGCUCGAGCGGACUACCCCCUGCGCCAACCGCGGCCGCACCCUUGAAAACUCCUCCUAUCUGGCGCGGGUGCUGUGGCCGCCGCCAGGAGGACAGGAAAGCGCCUAG
This is a messenger RNA of Prorocentrum cordatum, 318 nucleotides long. Lineage: Eukaryota; Dinophyceae; Prorocentrales; Prorocentraceae. The record is from the annotation of a GenBank genome assembly.